Messenger RNA from Mercenaria mercenaria, 9151 nucleotides. RefSeq lists its product as uncharacterized. The transcript has 34 exons. NCBI's taxonomy places the organism in Eukaryota, Metazoa, Mollusca, Bivalvia, Venerida, Veneridae. Gene Ontology annotation, molecular function: protein binding. The record is from RefSeq and is a predicted model, not a curated record. Bases 273 to 5678 code for a protein of 1801 amino acids.
ACUGUGUAACAAAAUAUAGGACAUGAAUUGAUCAUUAUAGAUAUUGAAAUAGAUUGAGACUAUAUUCGACGAUUUCCUUGUAUGUUUAUACUAAAUAAUUCAGUUUGAGUCAAAUUGAGAUUAUUUUAAAAUGCACACGGGUAUAAUUAAGUUUUCCGAUUUAUUAUACAACGUAACUGGAAAACCAGGAUAAAAUGACGGAGAAUGUUAAACAGCUGUGGAAUUUAAAAGAUAAUGUUUAAUUUAUUUAAAGACAAUAUUUAAGUUGAAGAAUGGGAUCGGGCGCAUCAAAAUCAAGUUCUCCAAGUAAAACCGGAAGUCAUGAGAGCAGUGAGAAAUCCAAACCUCGGACUCAUGAGAAUUUACCAGGGAGUUCCGUUCCGCCAAAAGGACUCCCAAAUCAAAGACACGCCGGAAGUAAAGUAGUCGAAAACGGAAAUAAGGGUAAUAGAAAGGUGUCAGUGUCUGCGUCUGCUACUGUGAAAAAUGACAAAACAACAAACUCUUCACAGGAAAAUAGACCGGGUGACACGAAUGGAGUUAAGAGAGAAAAGACGGACCUCCGUAACAAAAGCGCACAUCUGCGGCGAAAUGACACCAAGAACCUUGUCCGAAAAAUGGAGAUGGGAAUGGAGGAUGAAGACGAUGUUGACAAUAUACUUGGCCUGGACAGGAUGAAGACGAAGAUGCAGCUGAAGAAAGAGAAAACGAGGCUAAAGAUGAAUCAACCAAAAGGCAAAUUCCAGCAGGUUGCAAUUAAGGUACAAUCAGGUGCCAAAAAACAUGAUGGACCCAGAACAGAACUGGAUGAAAUUUAUCUUGGAAACGUUACUAUUGAAUGCCCGUCUACAGCUAAAGUUGUUCGAAUCUUUACCAGUAGUACUUUCACAGACACCAUGCAUGAAAGAAACAAAUUAAUGGAGAAUGCAUACCCGAAGAUCAAAGCUUUCUGUCAGGAGCUGGGCUACGACUUUCAGGUGGUUGACAUGAGGUGGGGAGUUCGUGACGAAGCCGCAGACGAUCACAUGACCACAGAAAUCUGCUUGAAAGAGCUAGAGAUGUGCAAGAAAGUGUCAACUGGACCAAACUUUGUAUCACUAAUGUCCCAUAAAUACGGCUACACGGAUUUCCCGAGAUGUAUCGAUGCCAAGGAAUAUGAGGAGAUAUUGAAACAUAUAGAAUCAAAGGAGACUUUGAAUCUUUUCAACAAAUGGUACACCAAGGACACAAACGCAGUACCGCCUGUAUAUGCUGUGCACCCUAUCAGCUUUCACAUAGCAGAUUUUGUAAAUCCCGACAAGGAGAAGAAAACUGCGGCGAAGAACCAGUGGUGGUCCGAAAGCGAGACCAUACAGUCAACGCUGGAAGAAGUGGCACAAAAAGUGUUCGAUGCUGAAACAGCUCGAAAAUACAUACGCUCAGUAACAGAAACAGAGAUUUUCAAUGGUAUCCUUAAAACUGAAGGCUCUGCUCAUACAAGUAUCUGGCUGAAAAGGACGAUAGAAGAUAUUGAAAAUCAAGAAUGCACUUACCAGCUGUCACGAUAUAUAGAAUGCACUCAUAAUAACAGUGAAGAAAAAGUGAAGAAAAUUCGUGCAAUGCUUGACCAGCUAAAGGACAAGGUUGAAAAGAAACUUUCGGGAAAUGUUAUGAAAUACAGUAUUAAAUGGAAUAAAGAUAAAGGUCUUGAUCCAAAUUCUGACGCACAUAGAAACUAUCUAUCGAAGUUGAGCGACGAUUUCGUUGCAAAGAUGUGUUCAAUGAUCCACGCGGCUGUUCAAGAAAAGAAGAGAGCAGACGGCCCGCUUAUUGAGGAAAUAGUGCAACAUAUACAGUUUUGUCAGGAGAAAUGCAGAAAUUUUCAUGGACGGGACGAUGUGUUGAAGCAAAUCAAAUUCUACGUGAAAGGUAUGAGCAAUGAACCAUUAGUUUUGUAUGGACCUUCUGGUUGCGGUAAAACAUCGAUUAUGGCAAUGGCGGCGAAACAAUGUGCAGAAUGGACAAACAACAAAGCUGCAGUGGUAUUCAGAUUUAUCGGAACAACACCUGAUAGCACAAACCUGAUUGGUCUGUUAACAAGUAUUACGUCACAGAUUAGGAAAGCUUAUGGCAUGGAAAUGCCCGUGUCAAAGGACCUACGUACCUUGACAGAUGAGUUCCACUUAACGAUGUUUAUGCCUUCCACGGAUAGACCAUUGGUGCUUAUAUUUGACUCUCUAGAUAUGAUGGACACUUCUCACAACGCAAGGCAGUUAAACUGGCUUCCAACAAGGCUAAGGCCAAACGUUAAAAUCAUGGUUUCUACGCUACCAGACAAUCAGUUUGAGUCCUUCCCAGUAUUACAGACAACGGUAAAAACAAAGGAAAAUUUCAUUCAAGUGCCAACUAUGACAGUUUCUGACCUCAGUGAAAUCAUAGACAAAUGGCUGUCUCUCAAACACAGACAACUUACACCUGAGCAAAAGAAAAUAGUAACAACAAUGUGUUCAAAGUGUCCUUUGCCUUUAUAUUUAAAACUGGCAUUCGACAAGGCGAGUACUUGGACCAGUUUUGUUUCAAAAAAUGUUACGGUUUUGGAGCCAACAGUACGACAGAGCAUUGAUGGGUUGUUUCAGCGACUCGAGAAAAUGCACGGACAGAUAUUUGUCUCACGUGCUCUAGGGUAUUUGACGCUAGCACGAGCUGGUCUGACAGAGACCGAACUUGAGAACGUGCUGUCAUGUGAUGAUGACGUAUUGAAUGACGUAUACGUGUACUGGACCCCACCAGUUCGACGCCUUCCGCCUUUGUUACUAGUACGAUUACGUUCGGAUUUGAAUCAGUAUUUAGUUGAUCGUGGUGCUGACGGUGUACGUGUGAUGCACUGGUAUCACAGACAGUUUAUAGAAGCUGCUCAGAAUAGAUAUUGUAAUGACGUCACAUUAAAUGAGAAACUACAUGCUUCGCUUGCCGAUUUCUUCUCCGGAAAAUGGGCAAAUGGCCAACAAAAGCCAUACACGAGCCCCAAAGGAGAGAAAGGAUCAGCUGAUCGUCAUGUUGCGUCACAACCAAACAAGUUCGGCAACUCUUACAAUAUACGUAAGCUGAAUAACCUACCUUUCCACAGAUGCAAAGCAAAGCAAUGCGAGCUUUUGAAGAAGGAGUCUUUGUGCAAUUUUGAGUUUCUUUUAGAUAAACUGAAAGCAACUACUUUGUGGACAUUGAUGGACGAUUUUGACAUGGCCAAGCAGUACUUCCCGAACGAUGAAUUGCUCAAUAAUAUAAACGACGUUCUACGUCUCGCUCAAGUAGGACUGCUGUAUGAUCCACAUCAAAUGGUGCCACAGUUUCUGGGCAGACUUCCAAAUAAUAAGAGUACAGAGGAGUUUCUGAAAAAAUGUCGCCAGUUUUCCGUGCCAAGCAUUCUGCCGGACAAAAGAAUCCUUACCCAACCUGGAGGACAGUUGUUACAUUCUAUGGCUGGACACAAAGGAGAUGUAUUGUCACUGGACUUGACCACAGACAGUAAAAUGGCUCUCACUUGUUCUGACGAUGGUUCUAUUCGGUUAUGGAGUGUGGAAUCAGGUCAACAGGUUCAUGUUUAUGACGGACUCGGCAAAGUUUCACGUGCACGUUUCUGUUAUCACGAUACAUGUAUACUCAUUGAUAUGAAUAAGAAACUGACUAUUCGAGCUACAAAAACAGGAGAGAAAAUAUUCGACAUAAACUCUGUGACAGACGAUUGUCCGUCGUGUUUGUGUGGGGACGACAAAACCCUUCUUGUGGUGUUCAAGGAACACUCUGGUUUAGUGUACGACUUAAAGGACGGUGUUCAACAGUUCAGUGUUCUACUGUCAGAAGAAUUUGAGUUUAAAUUUCCAGGAUUUGCUUCUGGUUCCAAGAAUUUUGCUGCAGUUACAACAUCAGAUCAGAUAUAUUUGACGGUUUUGGAUCUGAAGAAGAAAGAUUUUUCGUCGUUAUUUCGAGGAUUUGAGCCCUUCAAGGACCAAGGAACGUGGCUACGUGUGAAAGAACUUGGAGAGGAGUGUCAGUACGAGAUUGAUGAAAUGACAGUCUCUACAGACGAGAAACACGUGAUCUACAGCAAUAUCUAUUCUAACGAUAUUGUCUUCCUGGACUUCAGAGCAAAGAAGAAAACAAAAAUUAUCAAAGGCAAUCCGGACGAUUACACUCGAAGUCUAAAAAGUUCCUUAGAUGGAAAAUCUUUGUACUUUGUGAAGGGUGCUUACGUUAAUUUCUACGACACUAUAUCAUCAAAAUCGAGUGAAGAGCUGGAACACAACGUUGACGUCAUCAGUGUAUGUACGAAUGAUAUGAAAACAAUCGUUACCACAGCGGAAGACUCAAAUGUUCGAGUGUGGGACAGAACAAAACAAGUUCAGAAGAUAAGUCAAACACCGGCUUUAAAUGCUAACAGAAUAAGACUGGUGCGGACACAUCCUAAUUCACGGUACCUGGUUGGGUUUGGAUUUAGAACGAGAGAAAAUGACAGCCAGUUUUUGUUUGUCUAUGACCUUUUCAAACAUUGUGCAGUCAGAGAAAAAUCACUGGAUAGCUCAAUAUUCCAUAUGGAAGUGCUGAACGACAAAGAACUGUUGAUAGUGCAUGAUGUAAUCCAGAAACUGAAAGUGGUGGACCUAGACACGUUACAAGUUACCAGAGAAUUUCAGGGCUUUCUUCCCAGCAGGAAAUGGAUUUUCAAAUGUAUCGAAAAGCGUGGCGAAAUAGCAUGUCUCAGCUUCGGACGCCAUAAUGUGAAAGUUUAUAACAGCAACACAGGCAAAACAUCAGCUAUUCUUGAGACCAAACAACAGUCGAAACUGGACGGAUUUUGUGUGAGCAGAGAUGGGAAGUCGUUGGCAGCGUGGUGCGAGAACACCAGUCAAGUGUUUGUAUUCGACCUGCAGCAGAGAAAACUAUUGCACAAGAUAAAAUCAGCAAAGACGGCCAUGUUUGAUGAAGACCAGAUAAUGCUAACACCAGACAGCAAGUUCUUGCUAUUCAAAGUUGAAGGAGUACCUGUGAAGUCAAGGAAAAGUGAAGAAGAGGUGUAUAUUGAAGUGUGGGACGUUCAGAAAGGAUCGAAAGUAUCAGACUUACUGGACAUUGAGUAUCACAACAAGUACCACUCGGAGAAAGAGAAAACCGGAAGUUCAUCAUCUGCGGAUACAUUCGAAAUUUUGAACAAUAAAACGGUCCUGGUUGCGCAUGAUGACUUCAUCCUCAGGGUGUUUGACAUUGGAUCGGGAAACAUUUUGCAGCGACUUUUCGGUCAUUCGACUUGUACAGAGAUUGUAUAUUCACCGGAAAAUCCGUACAUUCUCAGUUUUGGGAGCUGGUCUGAGGAAAUGUCGUUACGGCUGUGGGACAAAUCAGACUACUCUUGUGUGGCAUCUUAUACCUUAGACAAAACGAUUACAAACCUUGGAUUCAGCGCUGACAGAAAAUUCAUUCUAGCAACCAUGGGAAAACCCGCGGAAAUAGUAACUUGGAAGUUUAGCCACUUUAAGCAAGACUUUACUGUCAAGGAAAAUGAUUAUCCAGAAAUGUUUAAAGGACAAGGUACAAAAGAUUACCUUGAUCUUGUUCCUGAAGAAGAUGAUCUUCAAGUUGACCCAAAUGACCCUGACAAGGAUAUGGAAGAAAACAGUUCAGAUGACGACGAUGAUUUUGUGUAGAAAACGAAGAAUAAGAUACUUGAAGGCUUAGUAGAUAUUAUAGAUAAGUCGAAUAAAAGCCAUUGAGUGAAUUACUUAUUAUAGACUCACAGCUUGACAUUUGCAUUAAUGCAAAAGGGAACAUGACCAAAAAAUAUGCAAGGCUGUAUCAAAUAUUAAGUGAUGUUGAUUUUGGUAGUAAUUCGUUUUCAACAUUAAGACCACAGUUUUUACAUUGAUUCUUAAGAAAUAUUAUGUCAGUAAGUUUUUAUCAAAAUAAUUCGAAAGUUCUUUUCUGGAAUAAUUGAUAGGUGAUUCAUACGCUUAUGGACGGUGUGUCGGUAAAUCCAUAAGCAUGUCUCUGUGAUAACAGAAAAGUAUUUUAUAAUUUAUAAGCAUCACUGCACGAUAACUAUGCAACUUUACUGAUAUUUAUUUAAAGGGGAAACCUUCAGAUUAACGCCAAAAUCAUAACUUCAAGAAAUUAUGAAAAUAUCAUAAUUUUCAGAAAUCAUGAAAAUAUCGGUGCAGUACUUAGAAUCAUAAGUCAGUUAAAUGUAAGCUGAUAUUCUACAAAUAACAUCUAAAGUAUACCUAGAUCUAAAUUCCUGCUCUAUUUGAAUAAUACUUUAAUUUGUUAACUUCGUGAAUCGCUCGUUAAAUCUUAACAUAUAUAUGUCAUUGAAUCACAUGUUUUCAAUAAUGAAAAAAUCAUGUUUAAAUCUCGAAUAUAACAUAAUUCGUCCAGCUUGUCAGAAGGAAGUCAAGCGUUGUAUUUUCUGCAAUAAACAACCAUAGAUAUACGGACCGGGAAGAUAAUAUGAUGACGACAAUUAUGACGUCAAACGUCCAAUUCACUACUACUCAGAUAAAUAAAAUUGAUCGUUAUUGUUGUAAUAUUUCAAUGAGUAUAUUACUUACAGGAUAGAAAUAUUAACAAAAUGACAUUAAUCUGGAGGCAUUCCCCUUUAAUUAUGCUUAAUAUAAAUUUUAUAUAGAUUAUUCUAUUUUUGAUAUUUAUAUACAUCUUGCUUCCGUCCUUUUAAUUUAAAUUUUGUAAAAUUCUUGCCAUUUUUCUUAUUGUGUUAAAAUUGGGAUUUCCACACGGACAUUGACAUAACCUUUUAUUUUAGUCUUCAAUACAAAAUAUAAACAAUCUAGUAUACUGAACAUACCUUUAUCGCAUUAAUUUCUCGGUGUUGUAUUUUAGGCAUACUGAUAAGCUGAGUUUAUAUUAAUUUCUAUUGUACGAAAAUUGUAACUCUAUUUUGUGUCGUUUAACAUAUGUUACAGUAUUACUUGAUUCCUCCUAAAAAUGACCAGUCCGUAUUUUAUGUUCACUACCCAUGAUUUAUUGGACUAAAGUUAAAAUCUGAGAAAAUAACGAACUGAAAUUUAUUUCCAAACAGUUAUUGAAUGACUUGCCGGUUAAUAGUUCCUUAAGUCCAAAAGACCGAGGUUUUAUUCAGUAGCUAUUAUUUCACUACAUAGAUAACUUACAAAGUUGUUUUCCUUAUUUAAAAAAGAAUCAGCCUAGCCGUCUUGUGUAUGUCAUUUUGACUAUUGACUAGCAAGCAUUUCAAUGUGUUUUACUUCUUGACAUCAGAAAUAUUUUUUUCCAUAUUUUUUAACGUCAAUUAUAUAAAAGUCAUAUAACAGUAAAUGGUAUUACCCAUUGAUGAGUAUAAUAAAUUCAUUUGAUGAGAAACAAGCUUAAAAUGAUUACUCAUGUUUUGUUUUCCUUUUUUUUUUUGUUAUCUUUUUUAGUGAUGUGUUUUGUUACUUUUUUCUUAUUUUUCUUUAAAUUAAAAAUUCAAACGAAUAAUGUCAGUAAGUGCUCUUUUUAACCAUGUUUAUUUCGGUUUUGUUAUUAUAUCUAGUUUUCUGUUCCAGUACUUUAUUGUCCCUGCAUGUGCACAUAACUGAAACCAGAGAUAAGAAAAGAAUUGACACAAAUGUAUGUUGUCAAAAUAAGAGAAUCUGAUGAUAAUUGCCAUGUUUUCAUGUGAGGCCUUAUUUAAAUAUCAGUUUUAUUUAUUCAUUUUUAGCUCGUCUAAUUUUUGAAAAAAAUGUCUACGAGGUAUUGUCGUCACUUGAUCGUCGGCGUCGGUGUCGGUGUUGGCGUUGGUUUAAAUUUUUGUUUAGGUCCUCCUUUUCUCAAACACUGUAAAAGUACAGCUUUUAAACUUUGCACACUUGUUAACCAUCAUUAGGGGACUAUGUUAGCCAAGAACCAUAACUCUGGUAUGCAUUUUGUUUAGAAUUAUGGCCCUUUUUGUACUUAGAAAAUUUGAGUUUUCUUGGUUAAAUUUUGUGUUUAGGUCCACAGUUCUCAAAAAUUAUAAGAGUCACAGCUUUGAAACUUUUUCCACAUUACCAUGUUUAGGGAACUAUAUAGGCAAAAAAUCAAAACACUGGUAUGCAUUUUUUUUUGCGAAUAAUGGCCUUUUUGUACUAUGAAAAUUUGAGAUUCUUGAUUAAAAAUUUUCUUUAUGUCUAUCUUUUCUCAAAAACUAUAAGAGCUACAGCUUUAAAACUGCACACUUGGUUAUCACCAUUAGGGAAUUAUGCCAAGACCAAUAACUCUUAUAUGCAUUUUGACAGAACUACGGUCCUUUUUGUACUUAGAAAAUUUGAUUUAUUGGUUAAUUUUUUUGUUUAGGUCCACCUUUUCUCAAAAACUAUAAGAGCUAAAGCUUUGAAAUUUUGCACUCUUGUUUAUCAACAUUAGGGAACAAUGUAGGUCAAGAACCAUAACUCUAACCUGCAUUUGUUCAGAAUUAUGGCCCUUUUUGUACUUAGAAAAUCUGAACUAUAACUCUUCUUACAUUCUGUCCAGCACUUGCAGACGAGCGAUGGCACCCAUAGUCGGUGCUCUUGUUUUAUACUUAUUUUGAAUUAUUUAUUAUUAAGUAAGUAUUAUUCAAAUAUUGAAUUACACCUCAACCUAUUUAAGAAACAUGUAUCGGUCAAAAGUAAGGUAGCAAUAAACUUACAAUAAAAUGUUGGUCUAUAUAAUUCUGUAACAGUGCUGGACCGGGGACUUUCACUUUUACUAACUAUGUGAGCACAGUCGGUUAUAUCUUUUAUAUACGAAAAGUGAAAAUACGUUAAAUACAAAGUCUGUAAUAGAUGUACACAGUCUGUCAAAUGUGUCUCUUUUCGGGGAUCGUGUAGUCGAUGUUAUUUUACAUCAGAAUUCAGCUAAAGACAAGAGAUUUCGGAGUGACUUACAUUCCUGUGGUACCGCGUCCGACCCUCGUGUAUUUUGAGCCACGAUAAUAUUAUAUUUAACAGAUGUUCAGAUUAACAGUCUGGUACCUCUUUGCUCUAGGUCGUGGAACGUGGAAGGACGGUAAAUGUGACAGCUCUUUGAACUUCCGAAUUUACUGUCUUAUUUCUUAACACAAACUAAUUCUGUUUUUUUUCUAUACUUUUUUCUUAGUCUAUCUCUACAUAGGAUAUCUGAUAGUCGGUAAUCAUUUAUCUCUUGU